CUGGUUGCCGCAGAUCAAACCCAACUUGUUCUUUUAAAAAGCGUAAAUCGUUUCUCAAAAAGCAAUGCAUAUAGCCUUUUUUUAGCCAAUUUAUUUUAAGUUCUUCCUCGUCAACAAACUCAGCUGAUAAGCAGUAAGACCAUGAUUUCAAAUGAAUUCAUAAAUUCGGCCACACUACAAGGAAUAAAAUUUUUCCGCAAGGAAAAGCCAUACAAGUGUGGAAAUGGAACCCAAAUAGGCCAAAGAAGCUAUCAGGAUGAGUGCGGAGGACCAGGCAAAUCUGCUGCGAGUUCUGAUCAAUUGUGCGGAGAAGGCGGCCAAUAUCGCCAGAACCUGCCGCUCAAACGAAGAACUCCUGGCAUUGCUAGUGCAGGAAAAAAAGGGAUCGGAGGCCAACGAGCGGUUUGAGCAUGAUUUCAAGACGCUGGCCGAUGUCCUCAUCCAGGAGACAAUCAAGCACGAGGUGGGAUCUCUUUUCCCAGCAAUGAAGGAUGCGAUCCUGGGCGAGGAGUCCCCAAACUUCACCAACCAACUGGGCGAAAGUGUCACUAUUGCAGUGGGCUCGUGUGAGGAGGAGACUGCAUCUUGUCUGCAGGCUGUCUUAAGUGGCCACGAAGGAGCAGCUAGUGCUUUGGCCAAGGAAGUCCAUCAGGAGGUUAACUUUAACAGCGAAAAGCUGGGCGAGAUUCCCCCACUUCCGGAGGAACUAGACUAUGCCAAUCUGGGCAUUUGGAUCGAUCCCAUUGACGCCACCGCGGAGUACAUUUCGGGCGACACCAUGUUCACAGACUUUCCCGGCAUCACAUCCACCGGAUUGGAUUGCGUCACCGUGCUGAUUGGUGUCUACGAGCGGGAUACUGGAAUCCCAGUCAUCGGGGUGGUGGCCCAACCCUUUGGAGAGAAGUUGGAGGAGAACGUUUACAGCUCCUCGAUGUUCUGGGGUGUUUGCCUGCCCUCGUUGCAGGCCCACAAUUGCCAUUUUGAGGCUCGUGACGAGAACCGUCGGUUAGGAAUAUUCUCCAGCUCAGAGCAGUCCGAUAUCCUACAGCGUUUCCUCGAUCUGGGCUACGAAUUUGCAUUUUCUGCAGGAGCGGGCCAUAAGGCUUUGAAGGUGAUAACUCACGAAGUGGAUGUGUAUCUACUUAGCAAGGGAUCGACCUUCAAGUGGGAUACCUGUGCUCCUCAGGCCAUUUUGCGAGCUCUUGGCGGCGAUGUCCUUGACUAUACAGCCAGUGUUGCGGAACAGAAGGCGGUUUCCUUGAGGUACCUGAUGGAGGACACUGAAUCCGAUGCUGACUGGAAGCGAAAUGCAGGCGGUAUAAUCGCAGUGCGCGAUGUCAAUGUCGUGGAGGAGUUGCUCGCGAAGCUCUCCGAGCAAUGAAUGUUGUUAUUGUUGUAGUCUUAUUGCUGUUGUAAUUCAUUCGAUGUGCGACUUUGAGAUGAAGUCGAAUAUAUUUAUACAUAUUAUUUAA
This is a messenger RNA of Drosophila ficusphila, 1472 nucleotides long. RefSeq names its product inositol polyphosphate 1-phosphatase (gene Ipp). Lineage: Eukaryota; Metazoa; Arthropoda; Insecta; Diptera; Drosophilidae. The coding region runs from base 257 to 1381 and encodes 374 amino acids. Gene Ontology annotation, biological process: phosphatidylinositol phosphate biosynthetic process. The transcript has 2 exons. Gene Ontology annotation, molecular function: inositol-1,4-bisphosphate 1-phosphatase activity. The record is from RefSeq and is a predicted model, not a curated record.